AAUUGGAAUUUUCGAGCAUUCGGUAAUUUGAAGAAAAUUGUAGAAUUUGAAUCGUGCUUGUCAGGCGUAAAUGCUCUGAUUGAGCGAGUGAUUUUCGGGAGUAAACAAAAUCUAAACCACCGAAAAAUCACAACUGAGUGCCGAUACUCAGAAAGAAAUAAUACUGAUCAGUUUAGACUCGCUAAACUAUGGUUUAUAUUAACAUAACGUAUAUACAUAACGUUUUGUUUUUUGUGUCCCGCGUUAGACCUCUUCACUUUAUCGUUAUGAUAUGUCAAAAUUCUACCGUCUAUUGUAAAAUACAGUGCUAAUUUGUUCUAAACAACCGUCGGAUGGUUUCACCAUUCUAGCGAGACCGAAGACCUUAUCAAAGCCUCUUGGUGAGGGUUUUUAAUUUCUUCCUUUUGUUUUUCGAUGCCAGGCGAAUCAGCCGAAAAUUUUAACUACAUUUCGAUAGUUCAUUCAAUUUCCUGACUAGGUUCCUUACGAAUGCAUUAAUACAUUUUAUGAAAGACUAUGCUAACAAUUGUAUAAUAUUAUUUUAUAAUCCUGAACCGCUUGUUUACAAAAUGUUCUGUAUUGUAACAUUGCAAUAUCUGCCAUUUUAGUGACAUUUCCUAUUCCGCAUAUUGUAGCAUUACUAUUUUUAUGAAGUUUGUACAAAGUUACAGCUUCCUUACCUUAUUUAUCCAGAAAAUUGGACCAACUCUGUACAAGGAGGACCAACCUCAGAUCAUGUUUGAAUGUUUUGAUUGUGUAUUGUAGUUUGAAAACAGAGCAAGAAUAUGAUCGCUGCCCAAAACCCGACAUCAAAAUCGUCAUCGGCUAUUUAAACGAUGACGGAAGAGUUCAGGCCGAUAAUUGCGCAUCCGCGAACCGUUAACAAUGGUCUUAGACUCAUCGAUUCCACUGCCUCCAAGAACAUGGCCUUACGUAGCACCUUCUUCCAGCACAGAGCUUCUUCAUCGUCCUCUCGAAAAUCGCGGAAGUUCUUCAAGAAACUCAACGAAUCCCAAAAAGAGUUUGUUGCGCGGGCCGAAACGUGUGGGAACAAUGAAGGAGGCAUCUUGAUGAACGAAAGUGAUGUGAACGAAAGGUGGCGCUACAAGCACUACAAUGACCAUUUACACAGCGUGCAGAUAGGAGACUAAAAUUGCAUUGAAGAUGACUACAUCGGUAUUGUGAACAACGUCGAUAAACCGCCAGUUACGCUGAAUGCAGUAAAAGGGGUCAUUAACCAGCUAAUGAACCAAAAAGCAGUUGGCCAGGAUGGUCUUACAGCGGAAACUUAGCAAUGUAUGCACCGGUUGAUAGUCAGUAUCUUGGACACGGAAGCUACCGAAGGGGUGGGAAGAAGGGAUAAUCUACUGUAAAUAUAGGGGAUUCUGUGCAAUCGGAAAACUCAAAACAACAUUCACAUCCUUCAAAAUGAAUAGUAAGGAUUACAUACAUGUUCUGGAUACAUCUCUCCUGCCGUUUUUGCGUAGAUAUCGUCGUAAAAAAUCACAUUCCAGCAAGACAAUUCCGCUAUUCAUACCAACUAGGAAACUAAACAAUGGUUUAAAGACCAAAAAUUUGACUUAUUGAACUGGCCGACACGCUCUUCAGCCUUGAAUCCUGUUGAACAUUUUUGGGGGAUCCUAGUACGCAGAAUCUACGCUGAGGGAAAGCAGUACACCACGGUUGAUGAACUCAAGGUCGCAAUUUCAGAGAAAUGGGAAAAUAUCGAGAAAUCCGUUCUGUAGAAUUUGGUAAAUAGUAUGCCAACACGAAUUUUACAGGUUAUUAAUCGAAAUGGCAAGGUUACCAAGGUUAACAUGUAAAUCUGCCGAUUUUUAAAAAUUUUUCAUUGAUAAUACUUUUGAAUUUUGAAAUGGUCGCAUAGAAUUAAACAAACGACUCUUUUGAACGAAAUUGACGUUAAAUAUACUUUAUUCAAGAUGGUUGAUUAGGCUUAAGAACGAUGCGUGUAAGACUAAAUUUACGCCAUUUUGUGGUGGCGACAAUUUUGGAUUUACAUUUUUCAUAACUAACUGUGUUCUACUAGAUAAUCCCUUUUGUAGCCGUUUAGUAUAAAUUAAACACAAGAAUACACAACACUUACAUGCAUUGAAUUAAAACUUAAAUCUAGAAUUAAAUAAGUAAAAAUUAUAACUGUUCUACAUACAACGGUACACAAAAUUGAGUAUCUCUUGUCACUACACUACCACAAAUAAUAGUCAUAACAUAGAUAACACAAACGAAAAGGAAACACUUAGAAAGGCAUGCAGGAACAGACUGAAAUGAAACAUUGCUACUAAUAUACACCAAUAAAAUUGCCGGCCAAGCUAGUAGCCAACCGAUCUUGGACAAAUAUAGAAGUGUUCAAACUUUGUACCACAGUCGUAAAAUAAAUUAAAGGCAAUAUUUUUUAUACGAGAAAGGAAGUUUUUUCGGUAAUUUACGGAAUCUGGAUUUUGUGAUUCCGUACGUGAAAUUAAGUGCAAAAGUUCUACGUAUCAGAUUUGGAGUUAGAAAGAAAACGGAGGGUUGUGAACGCGAUAAUUGGAGCGUGUAAUUGCUGGAUUGUGGAUUCCUGCUUUCUCCCAGCCAACGAAUCAAGGAGAAGGUAAACAUUUUGUGGUGCCGUGACCAGGAUCAGCGGCUGGAGAAGGUCAUUGAAAUCGGUGGGACAUUGUUCGGAGGAAUAAUAGAGGCUGUAGGCCAACGGAGCAACGGAUUUGCUGUUGUAAGGCUCAUCGACUGGGGACUUCACUCUCUCCUGCAACAACGGAAAGCUUAUACCAUCAUCAUACGCUAUUCGCCCUUCUGUCACACGGGAAUAGUCGCGCAACAACGGAUAGUAAUCGUGAUAGCAGUUGGAAAAAAUAAUACAAGGCCUAUAUUUCUCAGGCCACAGGUGAGUGGCUUUCCAAUUUGUUCGCGCAAACUUUCUGGUGCUUUUGAGUUUUUUUUGUUGCAUAUAAACUUGAAACGAUUGCCGCUUGUGACGUCACACGACUCCAUAUUGCAACACUCGAUAAGUCGUUCACUUGGAGAGGUUCAUGAAACAUUAAUCGACUGGUGGUAUACAUACAUCGCAUUAAAAGCUGUAUUCUACAAAUCGCUGGAAGGACUGCAUAUUUCGAAGCCGAUAUUUGGAGUUACAUAAAGAUUUCGUUCCUGGAUAUUCAAGGCUAAUUGUGGACUGGCCUCAGAACUAAGUCGGUCAGCAGCAAUUCCUGCUGACACUACGUGGCGGUACGAUUCGGACUGGGAGGACAAUUGCAUCUACCAUUUACUGGAAACAACUUGGAGUUGGAUUUGAUCAACGGCGGGAAACAAUAUAUUUUCUUGGAUUGCGACAACAACUAUUUCACGUUUAACUACUGCACACUACUGCUGCAUUUAUUUCAAUACAAGGCCUUGUAGAGACAGGGCUCAGGUGAGUACCUGUCCAACGAUUUACGUGGUAACUUGCAGUGCUUCUUGGUUGGUUUUCUUUCUAUUUUUCGAUCGUCAUCGUUCAUAUUUCGGUUUGCUGUUCUGGUAGUGGUUGUGGUAAUGACUGAGAAAAAAAUAAAAGAAAGGGUCAAAAAGCGGGAGCGGAUUAUCGCUUCUUUAAAGCGACAUGCUCAAUUUCUAGAGGAUUUUGAUCCAAAUACGCAUACGGGGGAAGUCCAAUCGAGGUUGGACAAAAUUGAGGCAAAAUUCGAAGAAUUCGAGGAGGUGCAAGAGGAUAUCGCUGAGCUAGAUGAAAGGGGUGCUUAUGAGGAGGAUUGCAAUAAAGCUUAUUCCGAAUUCGAGAAGCUGUACUACGGGCUACGGGCUGCCUUGCAGGAAAAAUUACCGAGGGAAACAGAGGUUCCAGAUUUAAACAGUACUAUCGGGAGGAAUGGUCACACUGUAGGAGCACAUACUGGAGUACGACUGCCGCAGAUAUCAUUGCCAGAAUUCAACGGCGACUACAAAGGGUGGUUGUCGUUCAAAUCGACAUACGUGUCGCUGAUCCAUGAGUCAGGGGAGCUCAGUGACGUUCAAAAGUUCCAUUAUGUCAAGUCAGCGUUGAAGGGGGAAGCAGCUAAACUCAUCGAGUCACUCGCACUUACCAACGAUAACUAUCCCAUCGCAUGGGAUACGAUUACGAAGCGGUACUCUAAUGAGUAUCUGCUGAAGAAAAGGCAUCUUCAAGCGCUAAUGGAGUACCCAAAGGUAGAGAGGGGGUCGUCAUCGGCAAUUCAUACAUUGGUCGAUGAAUUCGAACAGCGGCUAAAGAUCCUGAAACAACUAGGAGAGAAGACGGAACAUUGGGGUGCAAUGAUAGUGCACUGGAUGUGUUCCAAAUUGGACAUGAAGACGCUCCAGUUAUGGGAGGAUCACGCGGCUUCAACAAAGGAUCCGUCAUUCACGAUACUGGUGAAUUUCCUAGAGAAGCGAACAAGGGUAUUGGAAGCGGUUUCAUCGAACGUCGAAUUGAAAGGUCAUUCGCUGCAGAGGGUGGAAGUUAGACGUCAGAGAGUAGUAGCUCAUUCCGCUACCGACAAUGAGAAGAAUGGUUCAGUCUGCUGUUGUUGUGGGGACUCGCACUACUUGGGUCGAUGUGGCAAGUUCAGUAGAAUGACACUGAAAGAAAAAUUGCAGUUCGUGAACGGCAAACGGUUGUGUAGCAACUGCUUAAAGUCUGGGCAUUGGGUGCGUGAUUGCAGUUCAAAAUUCAGUUGUCGAGACUGUGGAAAGAAACACAAUUCACUGAUCCAUCCAGGAUUUCCUACGAGCAGUGGUAGUAUCGGUAACAAUGUUAAACCGCUUGGCAAAUCGGAGAAUAAAAGAAACGACAAUACGAUAGCAACAAAUUUAGCGACCAACGAGGAUGAGUCUGAGAAUGAGGAAGAGGGAAUUGACGAUCAAGGUACGGUUGGAGCAUACAACGUAGGGACCAAAGGUGGUAAUAUCACUAGCGUAUUUUUGUCUACCGUUGUUCUGGUCAUACGGCAUCAACACGGAGGGAAACAUUUGGCCCGAGCAUUGCUUGACAGCGGCUCGCAAGCAAACAUUUUGAGUGAAAGACUCUGUCAGACACUCGGCCUAAAGCGACGCACGAUAAACGUACCAAUUAGCGGAAUUGGUCAUUCCGAAACACGAGCAAGAUUCUUGGUGACCACAACUAUCAGUUCUAGGGUACAGGAUUUCUCAAUGGGCAUGGAAUUUCUGGUUCUUCAGAAGGUUACGUCAGAACUGCCAUCGGCACACAUACCGGUGGCACAUUGGAGGAUUCCAAAUGGAAUUCAAUUGGCUGAUCCGAACUUCAAUGUCAGUAAUCGGAUCGAUAUUUUGAUUGGAGCGGAGCACUUCUAUCGGUUCCUUUUCGAGAGUGGGAUGAAACAGAUUACAUUAGGGCCAGGUUUGCCGAUGCUUAUAAACUCCGUAUUCGGUUGGAUUGUAACGGGAAAGGUUUCAGAUGCGCAGAGUAAGGUGGUUAAUUGCUGUUUAGCGACAGCAUCGGAUAAUUUGGAGAUCCAGCUACAGAAGUUUUGGGAAAUCGAGAGCAUCGAAGAUCGAGUGGCUUGGUCAAAAGAGGAGCAAGACAGCGAAGAUCAUUUUUGA
This is a messenger RNA of Toxorhynchites rutilus septentrionalis, 5583 nucleotides long. RefSeq lists its product as uncharacterized. The coding region runs from base 3544 to 5583 and encodes 679 amino acids. Gene Ontology annotation, molecular function: zinc ion binding; nucleic acid binding. NCBI's taxonomy places the organism in Eukaryota, Metazoa, Arthropoda, Insecta, Diptera, Culicidae. The transcript has 2 exons. The record is from RefSeq and is a predicted model, not a curated record.